AAAACCCUUUGACACUCCCUGACCUUUGUCACUUACAUUGUUUCAGGAGAGUGGCAAUGUUAGGAUUCAAACUGGCAGAACAAUGGAGUGCCUCUCUCAGUGUCCUAUAUCAAUUACUUCCUCGUCCCUUCUGCUUCUCUAAACACAAACUACAAGAUCACCACAGUUACUGCUCAACAGCCAGUGUAUUCAAAGCGACCAAUCGCUCAACAAUAACCGCUCGACGUUUAACAGUAAUCGCUUUUUCAACCAACCACUUCACAAAGCUGGCGGCAGAGCUUCAGGGAAGCACUAACUAUCUCAGCAACAUGGAUAACCUCAAAAACGCGCUCCGGCGCUCAAAAUAUCGGCUGACUAAUUCUUUCCGAAAGAUUACAGGCUCUUCGAAACACUCGCGACUGAACACCAAUCAAUCGAUCAAUGCCAGUCGUGAUACACUGAGAACGGUAGAUAUUGUUCCAGUGGCAGCUCGAUUGGCGGCGAGGACUGCAUCCGGUCGAAUUGUCGGUCCGGUCCUUCGCUCCAACUGGGAAGAUACCAGCAGUGUCGCCGAUCACUCAAGUACAGAAAGUGCUAACAAUUUUGGUGUUGCUGCUGGUCCUGCAUCUUCCAAUGGACAGCGUCGACGCAUCACAAUCACUGCUCGUUCCGGUAUUUCGGCUGCUCAUUCAGCACAACCAUAUGUGGCCUCGGCUGCAAACAGCGUUAUGCCUGCAAGUACCUCUGAUACCAAACCGGUAAAUGAUGAUGCUAAUCUUUCUACUGAAGCAGCACGUAGUGUUUCCGGUUCGAUACAGACGAAUUUAUUCACCCCUACACGAGCAAUCGAGUCUGCGACGGUACAGGUAGCAGCACAAGGAGAUCAGGGCCGGAACACAGGCAUCGUUGCUGCUCCACCAUCUCCACGCCAACUACCUUCUGGAAAUCUCAGCAGUGAUACAUUCAACCCCAGUGACAGCCUUUUUCCAUGGCUCAAUCACCGAGAACAUCAACGACUUCCCGGCCGAGGCAUUGAUCAAACCCAACCUGCACCACCGGCACCAAAUUUCGCGCCAACCGUCCGAUUUCCACCGGCACAAUCUCAUGUUGAGCAUGAGAAUGGGAUAUCAAAUCAUACUAUAAAUAUCACUGCGACAUCGUCCAGCAAGGCAGGAAUAGCUUGUGCAGUAUCCGGAGAAACUUCGUCUGCUGCUCUGCAGGAUCCCCCUGCCGUUCUGCCAACCGUGAUUGUUUCUGAUGGAGAAUCCAGCAAUCGUGCUUGGGACGACACAGAUCUUGACCAGUUCGAUCCUGAUGACCACCACUGUCUGGUACGCGUGGGUUCUGAGGAAUGGGCCAUCAAAUCUGUACAGGGCUCCUCCUCUCGUGGUUCCGGAAAUGCUGCUGACACUGGAAAAUCCGUCUCACCGUCCUCUUCUAACCGCGCCUGGGAUGACACCGAUCAUGAUCAGUUUCAAGACACCGGUGAUCAACGUCUGGUUCGUGUUGGUACUGAGGAAUGGGCACUUCGAUCUGCAGAGCGCAGUUCUUCUCCUGGUCAAUCUGAAAAUGGUCGGCCAUCACCGUCAUCAUCAAACCGCGCCUGGGAUGAUACGGACUUGGAACAGUUUGAAGCUGGUGACGAUCAGCGUCUGGUACGUGUGGCGACCGAUGAAUGGGCCUUGAAGCCUGUGACCUCGUCGUCGUUCUCUACUUCGAACAACAAUGCUGCCGGCGGUCAGAAUCUAAACUCUUCCUCUUCUACCAAUCGUGCCUGGGACGACACGGAUCUCGACCAGUUCAACGCCGCCGACAAUCAACAGCACAUGGUUCGAAUUGGGACUCAGGAAUGGGCACUACAAUCUGGGAAUGUCAAUGCCAAUGGCAACGGAAAUGAUACUUAUUCUAUCAUCAGCAGCAACACCGCUAACUCGAGCAAUCGAGCCUUGACACCACCUCAGCCAAUUACCAGUGUUCAAUUCCAAGGUUGGGGUUUACGCCCUAGAGAAGUGACCUCUCCUUCGACCAAUGGUGGUGGCGUCGACGGUGGCGGUGAAGAAGAUGAUGAAUCUCCUGAAUACCGAGAAGGUUUGGUUGUUCUUCGUAGAAGAAGAACAAGAGCAAGCCAGCAACCAGUGCAAGAGUCAGCAGCCGCCCGGCCGGUGUCGGAACCUCGUCAACCUGAACCUGUCGUUACUACCACCGCCACUGCAGCUGUCACGGUCACCAUCACUCCACCCACACCACGUCUCCCUACUCCGACCCCGACACAAGACGAACAGCAGCUGUACGCGGCCGCUGCUUCUACUCCUGCCGGUGGGAAUUUCAGAUCUGAACGUGGUUUGUAUUCUUCCGACUCUGAGGUGGAGGAAGUGGUCCAGCAGCCGAUCACCCCUGGCCCUCGACCACCACCACGCAACAACCUAGGUCCACACGGUCUCAACUACAUAUUCCCUCACGACGUGUUCUUGCCCGGUGAAGCUCACACCAAUCAAUGGGACUCUCCUCGACACUUUGUUCCCUUUCAGCAAAUGGACUUCGCCGGCAUCACGGGGCUCGACCGAGCUCUACAGACCGCGGCCAACGAACAUGCCCAGGUGUACCGUGAGCGGGAGGCCUACCGACACAACAACGACGUCAACUGUUUCAAGGUCGAAGUCUUGCAGAAUCUUGUUGCUGAACGCGACGAACAGAUCCGAAACCAACAGGCCGAGAUCCUACGGUUAAAUCAACUCCUCCAACUUCGCGACACCGAACUUUUGUCGAUACAAGCCAGAGUUGGUCGAUUGGAGGUUGAAUAUUAUGGUUCAGGUUCUGCCUCGGUUUCAGAUUUGGCCUCUGGUUCUGGUUCUGGUUCUGGCUCUGGCUCUGGCUCUGCUGAUGUUGUCGACGACACGGUUCUUCACAAUUCUCAAUCCUCAUCUUCCGGGAGAGCACAGACUGCUGAAAAUCUGUUGAGCACUCGUGUAUUCAACCGAGGUCCACCACAGCACGCCACCACUUCUUCGCCUUCCUCCUUGUCAUCAUCGGAUUCAAUCGAUGAUGAAGACGAUGGCAAUGGCAAUGACUUGUUCCAUACGGCAACUGGAGGUGUGGUUUACAACCCUGAUGAUGAUGAAGACGACACCGAUGACGACCAGAAGAAUUGUUUCGGUGUGCUCACAGCAUUCUCUGGGGUUCAUCGUGUGUGGCCACAAUGACAGCAUUUUGGUGUUGUGCUUUGCAUGGUUCUUGUCUUUGGGCAUGGUACACGGCAACAUAGAUAUAUAUUCCUAGGUAUCUACUCUGACUGGUUUGGAGUAGAGGCAUUCGGAGUUGUUGGGAGAUCUUCGACUUUAUGAUACAUACGAG
Messenger RNA from Exophiala oligosperma, 3330 nucleotides. RefSeq lists its product as uncharacterized. The transcript has a single exon. The record is from RefSeq and is a predicted model, not a curated record. Lineage: Eukaryota; Fungi; Ascomycota; Eurotiomycetes; Chaetothyriales; Herpotrichiellaceae. Bases 57 to 3179 code for a protein of 1040 amino acids.